Protobothrops mucrosquamatus (brown spotted pit viper) is the source of this 2054-nucleotide messenger RNA. RefSeq names its product ectonucleoside triphosphate diphosphohydrolase 1 (gene ENTPD1). Gene Ontology annotation, biological process: nucleoside diphosphate catabolic process. Gene Ontology annotation, molecular function: GDP phosphatase activity; UDP phosphatase activity. The coding region runs from base 140 to 1645 and encodes 501 amino acids. The transcript is spliced from 10 exons. Lineage: Eukaryota; Metazoa; Chordata; Lepidosauria; Squamata; Viperidae. Gene Ontology annotation, cellular component: plasma membrane. The record is from RefSeq and is a predicted model, not a curated record.
ACACACUACUGAAUGCUAUUGACCUGAUUUUGCACAUGCAGCAUCUGAUAAGCAAAUUGAUUGGGGGCUUUACAGAUAUUUCUAUUCUUCACAUCAGCCAAUGUGAAAAUCAUCAGCCAAUCACAGAAUUGCAUCAGGAAUGGGUAUCAUGCUGAGAAAAUAUUCUCACCUGAAAUACAUUGUUAUUGGAUUAUUCUUGCUGGUGGCUCUUAUUACUUUAAUCACUGUGGCUAUCACACAGAAUUUAUCUUCCACCAGGAACUGUAAAUAUGGGAUUGUGUUGGAUGCCGGUUCUUCCCACACAAGUGUGUAUGUAUAUGAAUGGCCAGCUGAGAAAGAGAAUAAUACAGGAAUAGUGCAUCAGAUUCACGUAUGUGAAGUAGAAGGUCCAGGGAUCUCAUCAUAUUCUAAUGCUGUGGAAAAUGCCAGUGUCCCCCUAAAGCACUGUAUGGAUUCAGCAAAGGAGAUUGUGCCACAGGGAAAGCAUCAGGAGACGCCUGUUUACCUAGGGGCAACAGCUGGCAUGCGGCUGCUGAGAUUGAAAAAUAAGGAUGCUGCUAGGAAGGUUCUCUCUGCAGUGGAGGAAACAUUGCGUAUAUAUCCCUUCAAGUUCCAGGGCACCAGGAUUCUCAGUGGUGAAGAAGAAGGUGCUUAUGGCUGGAUCACCCUUAAUUACUUGCUGGGCAAAUUCACAGAGUCUAUCUGGCCAAGAGUAUUUGGACAUACAUUCUUCAAAAGUAGGACAACAGGAGCACUGGAUCUUGGAGGAGCAUCUACACAGAUUACCUUUGUACCAGAUCCAGAUAAGAUUGAAUCAUCUGCAGAUAUAGUAAAUUUCCAUCUCUAUGGCAAGGAAUACAUGGUAUAUACACAUAGCUUCUUAUGUUACGGGAAGGACCAAGCUCUCCGCCUCAAGCUGUUACAAGAUGUUCUUUCUUCAACAACUGAUAGACUCCAGGACCCAUGUUUCCACCAAGGAUAUGCGAGGACACUUAAUGUUUUUGAUCUGACCACAAAUCCCUGCACAGCACGUAACGUCACUGUACCGUAUUCUCAGAUCCAAAUCCAAGGUGAUGGGAAUUAUGAAAAAUGCUUAGAAAGCAUCCAGAGAAUCUUUAAGACUAAAGACUGUCUUUACUCCAGCUGCUCAUUCAAUGGCAUUUUCUUGCCUGAGGUGUCUGGAGAAUUUGGGGCAUUUUCUGCUUUCUACUAUGUAAUGAAUUUUCUAAAUGUGACCGAAAAACCUAUGGACCAAGUGAUAGAGACACUGAAGAACUUUUGCUCCAAAUCCUGGAAUGAGGUGAAAGACGAAUUUCCUAAGGUAAAAGAGAAGUACCUGAGUGAAUAUUGUUUCUCGAGUACGUAUAUUAUCUCCCUGCUCAGCCAGAGAUACAACUUCACUAAGGAAAAAUGGCAGAAUAUCCACUUCCUGGAGAAGAUUGAAAAGAGUGAUGCAGGAUGGACGCUGGGCUAUAUGCUAAACCUUACCAACAUGAUCCCUUCAGAGCAGCCCUACACACAUCUCUUGUCUCACACAGGUUUUAUCAGCUUCAUGGUCAUCUGCUCUGUUCUAGUGAUGACUCUGCUCUUAGUAGGCUGGAUGAUGUAUCGUAAACCAAAGUGCCUGAGAAAGGAGAUAAUUUAGGGUGCAGAAGGUAGUAUGACACAUCUAUGGAAACACUGUGGUCAAGAUCAGGAGGUUGUACUUUCCUUACUCUGCUCUGCUAAAAUAUCUAGUUUAUAUGAGGGCUUUCUGGACCAUUUGCUCUGGCACCAACAGAUGCCAAAACAACAGCAUGCUACCAUUUUAUUCAUCUCCCUCAGAUUGAAGACUCACUUUUAAUCCUACUCUAAUUGAGGAUUGAUAAAUUCUUGCACCCACUCAGGUGUGCCCCUCUCUCAGGUAUGCCACUUCAUACAUUGCUUUGGUCCUGGAAAUACAGCACAGGGACAUCCAGUCAGAAAUGAUGGGCUGAACACUGCAAGGACUAACUUAAACGGAUAGCUGCAGCUGCUCUUGGAUUCGGUGUUUUCUUUCAUUCUACUGGAAAAAA